Sporisorium graminicola is the source of this 666-nucleotide messenger RNA. RefSeq lists its product as uncharacterized. Lineage: Eukaryota; Fungi; Basidiomycota; Ustilaginomycetes; Ustilaginales; Ustilaginaceae. The transcript has 2 exons. The coding region runs from base 1 to 666 and encodes 221 amino acids. The record is from RefSeq and is a predicted model, not a curated record.
AUGCAGACCCGCACACUGUCCCUGCUCGCCACGCUGGCGCUGCUCGCCGCCAUCACUACCACCACCACGCACGCGGCCACGCUGACCUGGGACUGCACCCGCGUGCCCAACAUCUGCUCCAACGACUGCUACGCCAUCCAGUGCGCAGGCAAGCCCACCACACUGCACCGCGACUCGGCCGACGCCAGCACGAAUCGCGCCGAGACCGCCUGCAAAUCGCCCAACCGAUGUGCCAACAACCCGUCUGACUCGAACUCGUGCGACGAGUACCCCUACGCCUCGUCCCAAGAAGGCGGCGCCGGCAGCGUCACUCGAUGUGUGCCCAGUACCGAGAACUCGCGCCAGGGCGGCACCCUCAGCAGCUUUUACACCAACAACGGCAUCACCGACGGAGAUGCGUACAACGUGGCGUUUGCGAGCACGAGCGGGCUGCAGUACUGUUCGGGCAGCUGCAGCAACACGGGGAAUGAGGUGAUUAAGAGGAACUUGGCGAUUGGGCCGCAGUAUGUGCCGAGGCAGUUUGUGACGGAGGAGGGGCAGGUGCUGACUAUGUUCGAGAGGGUCGACAGCCCGGGAUCGCUCGACAGCCUUGUAGGCACGCAGACGUGGCUCUCGCACGAAGAGCGCAACGUGACCAUUGUCGCCCCCGUCCCUUCUGCUCAGUAG